Molecule: messenger RNA, 2759 nt
Organism: Rattus norvegicus (Norway rat)
Lineage: Eukaryota; Metazoa; Chordata; Mammalia; Rodentia; Muridae
Gene: Tmprss11a
Product: transmembrane serine protease 11A
Biological process (GO): proteolysis
Cellular component (GO): membrane
Molecular function (GO): serine-type endopeptidase activity; peptidase activity; hydrolase activity
Source: RefSeq, a predicted model, not a curated record
AUUUGUUUCCGUAUUUCUUCCAGGAGUGGAUCUCUAAGACAAGUAGGGAUGUCAUAGAGUUGAUUGGAAAGUCAAGUUCAGUGGGUGAUACCUGCAGGAUCCCUUCCUCCCAUUCGUGAUGUAUCUGAUUCGAAUGGCAGGCUAUGGCACCCACCACAGAGAUGUGAAGUCGUGGAUAAUCGCCCUUCUCACCGCCCUGUCCCUGAUGAUGGCGGUAGUAACCAUUGGACUUCUGGCUCACUUCCUUGUCUUUGGCCAGAAAAUGCAAUGUUGUCAAGGGACCUUUACCAUUUCAGAUAUUCAAGUCAAUAGCAACUCAGGACGAAGGAGCUCAAAUCAACUGAACAACUUACAGGACAUGAAUGAAAAUUUGGUAGAUGAAAUAUUUAUAGAUUCAGCCCUGAACAAGCGCUACGUCAAAAACCACAUAGUCGGACUAACACCAGAAGAGGAUGAUACAAAAGCAGACAUUGUUAUGGUGUUUCAGCCUCCUUCUACAGAGCAAAGGACCAUAGGAAAAGAGAAGACGCAUAGCAUCUUAAACCAGAAGACAAGGAACGCAAGAGCUUUGCCAGCCGAUGUCUCUGUGGUUCAAGUUAAUGAUUGCGGCAAGCGAGCCAUCCCAUUAAUUGCCAACAGAAUAGUGUCUGGAAACCCUGCAGCCAAGGGUGCCUGGCCUUGGCAAGUUUCCCUUCAACGCAACAACAUCCACCAGUGUGGGGGCACACUGAUUGGUAACAUGUGGGUCGUCACUGCAGCGCACUGCUUUAGAACCAAUGCAAACCCUCGCCAAUGGACUCUUAGCUUUGGAACAACAAUAAAUCCUCCCUUAAUGAAAAGAGAAGUCAGAAGAAUUAUUAUGCAUGAGAAGUAUCGCCCUCCAGCCAGAGACCACGACAUCGCUCUUGUGCAGUUUUCUCCCAGAGUCACCUUUUCAGAUGAAGUACGCCGAAUUUGUUUGCCAGAACCCUCUGCCUCGUUCCCACCAAAUUCAACUGUCUACAUCACAGGAUUCGGAGCACUUUACUAUGGUGGGGAGUCCCAAAAUGAGCUCCGUGAAGCCAGAGUACAAAUCAUAAGCAACGACGUGUGCAAGCAGCGACAUGUGUACGGCAAUGAAAUAAAACGCGGGAUGUUCUGUGCUGGAUUUCUGGAAGGAAUUUACGAUGCCUGCAGGGGUGAUUCUGGGGGCCCAUUGGUUGUAAGAGACGACAAAGAUACCUGGUAUCUCAUUGGAAUUGUGAGCUGGGGAGACAACUGUGGUCAAAAGAACAAGCCUGGGGUGUACACUCAAGUGACUUAUUACCGACGCUGGAUUGCUUCAAAAACGGGUCUCUAACUCGCCAUGGAUAAACUCGCUAAAGAAAACAGUAGCAUGAUGGUCAUAUGUAUAUAAGAAUUCAGACAUUCAUUUGGUGGCCUUGGUACAAUGAAGUAAGAUUAAAGAGCUGGACCUAGCAACACGAAACACAUGAUCUAUUUCAGAAUCACAUAUCUGUGAAGGGAUGGGUUGAUUUAUCAUCGAAAAAUGCAGUAAAAAUAUUCACCUCCUUAAACCAAGCUAACUAGAGUAUACGCAAGAUGCAUUAUGUCGUUUUGCAGACAGCCAGGGAGAAUUUUAGAGUAUGUUUCUCCUGGGUUCCCUUCAAGAGAAAAAUAUUUUGAAUCUUCAGGAACCUCCAGGUGCUCAUACAAGUCCCUAUGACUUACCCGAAAUUCACAAACAUCUUUUUUGUCUUCUUCACAUUCCUUCUAGAUUUUCCUAAGUUUUUCCAUCACGGGAAAUAAGUUUGUUACCUCUAUAUGUGUAUCAGGGAACUUAGAAGAGAAGACUAAUCAAAAUUCUGUGGCAAAAUAGAGCAAAGUUACUUUAAACUUUGCUGGGAAUUUUUCUGUUUUUUUUUUUCCUAUGACUUUCUAGAAACACAAGCGUGUAAACAACACUCAUAUCACCAUACUGAUUGCAUAGAUGUGCGUAAGAUAAAUAUUGAUCGAUGUUUUAUAUAAGGGAAUUACUUAAUGUAUAAUUUUUAUCCUGAAAAGUUGAGAGGGAAUGAUGACUUUGUGAGCUGUCCCAGCACAGGUGUACAAGAAUUUGACAUUUUGAAUGUGCACUGACAGAUUUUGGUCACCAGGGGGAGAUUUUUGUCCAGCAUUAUCUUAGGGUCAAAAGAUUGAAAACAAUAGGGAAUUUGUUAACACGUAGAAAAACAUUUGUUUCUCCUCACAGAAAGGAAAUUCUGUUGCCUUUAUUUCUACCAUCAAGUUUCCCCCAAGGCUCAUAUUUUGGUUAUUACAAUCACAGGACCAUACAAUAUGAGAUGCGUGGAUUUGCAGAUUAAGGUGUGUAAACAGCUUGACAAAGCUGUUUUCAGUUUUCAUCCUUUGUUGUCAAAGUCAUGUGUCCCCUUUCCUUACAAAGUUUGUUUAUGGCCACUGUGUUUAUUGAAGGAGAGUACCUAUGACAUUUCUCACUAAGUGCUAUGGGAUCAGUUUUUAAACUAGGAGGCUAUUACUACGACUACUCACUUCAAAGCAAGGUUCUUUCUUCCUAUAUGUAAAUAUCCAUUGUCACAUAAAUUUUCUGAAUUGUGGUGGUUAAAUGUGAUUGUGUUUCUAAUGCUAAGACUCAGUCUGGUCUUAGAGUUGUCAAUAAUGUCCUCCAAACUGUCUUCUGCAGCAUUCCAUUCAGGGUUGUAUGGGAACAAAUACUGUUUUAUCGUUUUAAAUCUAAUAAAGUUGGUGAUCGGAGCAUUCCA